Messenger RNA from Cannabis sativa, 1196 nucleotides. RefSeq names its product mediator of RNA polymerase II transcription subunit 15a. The record is from RefSeq and is a predicted model, not a curated record. The transcript has 4 exons. Lineage: Eukaryota; Viridiplantae; Streptophyta; Magnoliopsida; Rosales; Cannabaceae. Gene Ontology annotation, biological process: regulation of DNA-templated transcription. The coding region runs from base 210 to 686 and encodes 158 amino acids. Gene Ontology annotation, molecular function: chromatin DNA binding; transcription coactivator activity.
CUAACUUUUUAUCCCUGAAUAAUUAUUCAUCCGGCGACAGAAAAAGUCCUGGAAGGAAAUAUAUUUGUAUAUUUUAUUUUAGGUGUCCUUUUAUGUCUUCCUUGAAUUGGUAAAAGCCUCACAACAGAAGCAGUACCAUAAUCAAUCCACCGUCUCCGCUCUCCUCCGACCUUGGCCUUCUGCCUCUUCAAAAUCAGGGUAUUUUCAGCAUGGACACCAAUAAUUGGAGACCUAUCCAAGGUGGGGAACCCACGAUGGACACCACAGAUUGGAGAACUCAAUUUCAGCACGAUUGGAGACAACGCGUUGUCAACAAGAUAAUGGAUACAUUGAAGAAGCAUCUCCCUUUCUCUGGCCAAGAAGGGUUGCUUGAACUGAAGAAAAUUGCUGAAAGGUUUGAAGAAAAGAUUUACAGCACCGCCACAAGCCAGACUGAUUAUUUACGGAAGAUUUCACUGAAGAUGCUGACAAUGGAGCCUAAGUCCCAGAACAAUAAUAUACCCAACCCGUUGCCAUCCAACCCUGUUAAUAGCAGACCCACAGAUCCAGGUAGGCAAUACAUUCUUAAGUGCGGACCAAAAAACAGUGUUCUUUAUGGUAUACAAAAUAUAUAUAUAUUUGAAUCACAUAUAGAUGUAAUAAAUAUAGCUAAUUUAUGUAUUAAUAUAAUUAAAUUGAUUCUUUAAAUUAUUAAUUAGUGGAAUUAUAAUUUAUUAGGUUAUUUUGAAGACUUAUCAUACAUUUGGAGUCAUUUGGACUUGAAGAGACGUUAGCGUACUUUGGUGAAAAGUAGUAGAAGCUGACGAGCUUGAUUUUACAAGGCAAAACUUAAUUAUAAAUUUUGGCAACCUUAGAAGUAGAACUGGAUUUAGAGUUCAACAUAAAAGUUUUAAAUCUCGUUCUUAACUUUUCGGAACAUCUUGAAUUGUCUAAUUCCAAGUUGUAUUGAAGAAUUUAUGACCAAAAUACUAAUCAGGUGUAAAACAAAAAUUGUGAUGGGCGCUAUAGCGCCCAGUCUAGAAAAAAACACAAAAAAAAAAGUCAGCACAUGGGUUAUUCAAGAAAUAUCUCAUGGGCGCUAAAGCGCCGAUUUAUCAUUUUUUUUUAAAAAAAAAAUCCUAAUUCUAAGGGGAUUCAUCUAUCUUUUCCAACACUAUAAAUAGAAUCUUAAUUCUAAGGGGAUUCAUCUAUCUUUU